Molecule: messenger RNA, 1251 nt
Organism: Penicillium malachiteum
Lineage: Eukaryota; Fungi; Ascomycota; Eurotiomycetes; Eurotiales; Aspergillaceae
Product: mitochondrial 54S ribosomal protein mL38
Exons: 2
Coding region: 1-1251 (416 amino acids)
Source: RefSeq, a predicted model, not a curated record
AUGGCUCACUGCGAGCGUGUGUCGAAGCCGUUGCUUCAAUGUCUUCGCAACUCCUACACAAGAAGCAUUGCGGGCUCACAGAUCCAGUCCCGCGGCUUCCAGUCGACCUCCGCUGUUGCAGAUGCUCAACCUGAAUCGAGCCAACCAUUCCACAAAUCGCCUGAUCCAUCCCUUGUCACAAGUCCUCGACUGGAGCGAAAAUUGAUGCGACAGGGUACCACCCCCGUUGGAUCUCGUCGUCGUCGUGCUGCGCUGCAGAACCCCGGAAGCCUCCCUUUCGAGCAACUGCCUUACCAAUGUUUCCAAGAAGCGCGUAAGGUUCUCCUCGGAGACCGAGUCCAGAAGUUGGAGGAAAUCGAAUCCAUGCGUCAAACGAUCGCUCGCCUGGGGGCACAGCCAGUCGAAGCUGGAGGAGAGAAUUCACGGAAGUCCCGCCUGACAGCGAUGCAACUGCAUCUUGAGAAUCUGAAGGUUCUGGCCGAUAUCAACGAUCCUUUGGUGAAGCGAAAGUUUGAGGAUGGUCUAGGCGAUAUGAGCAAGCCUAUCUACCGCUUUCUGGCCGACCGCAAAUGGAGAGAAUAUCGCCGCAAGAUCCUGGUUCAGCGUAUUACACAAAUGAAUGUUAUUCCGGAUGUUCUCGCCCACUGUGAUCCUGUUGUGGACACAAAGAUGUACUUCGGAAAGCGACAGGUCCAACCCGGUGACUACGUCCUCGCAAAGGACAGUGCCACUGCUCCAAAGCUCGACAUCCAGCUGUUUGAGCGUGGUGAGAAGCUGGUCACAAUCGCCGUUGUUGACCCCGAUGUUCCCGAUGUCGAGGCCGACGGAUUCGAGUUCAAGAUGCACUACCUCGCCGUGAACGUUCCCAUCUCCGCCGUUUCCACCAAGGUCGACCUUGCCCAGCUUUCCACAGAUUCCCAGGUUGUUCUUCCUUGGGCCGCACCUGUUGCCCAGAAGGGUAGUCCUUACCACCGACUUUCCCUUUUCGUUAUGGAGCAGAAGGACUCCCAGCCGCUCGACUUUGUGGCUGUCAAGGCCAAGGAGACAGAGCGUGAGAACUUGCUUCUCCGUGCCCUCCAAGUCCGUUACCACCUUAAGCCCAUUGGCGCUCACCUAUUCCGUAGCCAAUGGGAUGAAUCCACAUUGGAAGUUAUGAAGCAGAUUGGCUUCAACGAGGCGGAUGUCGAGCUCCGCCGGAAGAAGGUCGAGCCUCUUCCUUACAAGCGCAGAAACCCAUCCAGCUUCCGGUAG